This is a messenger RNA of Emys orbicularis (European pond turtle), 9801 nucleotides long. It is a transcript of the gene DCHS1, whose product is annotated as dachsous cadherin-related 1. Gene Ontology annotation, molecular function: calcium ion binding; cadherin binding. The coding region runs from base 1 to 9801 and encodes 3266 amino acids. Gene Ontology annotation, cellular component: plasma membrane; catenin complex. NCBI's taxonomy places the organism in Eukaryota, Metazoa, Chordata, Testudines, Emydidae. The record is from RefSeq and is a predicted model, not a curated record. Gene Ontology annotation, biological process: homophilic cell-cell adhesion. The transcript is spliced from 20 exons.
AUGGGGUGCCUGAAAAGGUCAACCCAGCUGCUGCUGCAGCUGCUGCUACUUGGGGGCCUGAGGCCAGGGCAGGGCUCUACUGUGCUGGGCACCCUGGAUUUACAGAUAGAUGAGGAGCAGCCAGCUGGUACCAUCAUCGGGGACAUCAGUGCUGGACUGCCCCCCAGCACCACUGCCUACAUGUACUUCAUCUCCGCGCAGGAGGGCAGCGGUGUCACCACGGACCUGGAGAUAGAUGAGAACACAGGCAUCAUCAAAACAGCCCGUGUGCUGGACCGAGAGAGCCGGGACCGCUACAGCUUCAUUGCUGUCACCCCUGAGGGCAUCACAGUGGAGGUGAAUGUCCAGGUGAAUGACAUCAAUGACCAUGCACCAGUAUUCCCCAAGCACCACCACACCUUUCAAAUCCCAGAGCACACCCACAUUGGCAGCAGGUUCCCCCUGGACCCAGCCUUCGAUGCUGACAGUGGCCUGCUGAACACCCAGGGUUAUGUGCUCAAAGGGGAGAAUGUGGGCCAAGCCUUCCGCCUGGAGACACGCAGGGGCCCCAAUGGGGUCCUGUACUUGAACCUGGUGGUCAGCAACGUCCUGGACCGGGAGAACUGCUCAUCGUACUCCCUGCUGCUGGAGGCCUAUGAUGGCGGCUCCCCUCCCCGGAGCACUCAGAUGACUUUGGAUGUGGCCAUACAGGACAUCAACGACAAUGCACCUGCCUUCAACCAGAGCCGCUACCACACCCUCAUCUCCGAGAACCUGAAGCCAGGCAGCAGCAUCCUGCAGGUCUUUGCCUCCGAUGCAGAUGAGGGUGACAACGGGGCUGUGGUGUAUGAGAUCAACCGUCGGCAGAGUGACCCUGAUCAGUACUUCACCAUCGACUCCAGGACGGGUGUCAUCAAGCUCAACAAGGGGCUGGACUAUGAGAUGAGGAAGGUGCAUGAGCUGGUGGUGCAGGCACGGGACAAGGCCAUGCACCCAGAGGUCACCACAGCCUUUGUCACCAUCCACGUGCGCGACUACAAUGACAACCAGCCCACCAUGACCAUCAUCUUCCUGAGCGAGGAUGGCUCACCACAGAUCUCCGAGGGUGCCCAGCCUGGCCAGUAUGUGGCACGCAUCUCUGUCUCAGACCCCGACUAUGGUGAGUACUCCAAUGUCAAUGUCUCCCUGGAGGGGGGAGACGGCAAAUUUGCCCUCACCACCAAGGACAAUAUCAUCUACUUGAUAUGUGUGGACCAGCUGCUGGAUCGGGAGGAGAGAGACUCCUAUGACCUGCGGGUGACGGCCACUGACUCAGGGACCCCUCCGCUGCGGGCAGAGUCGGCCUUUGUGCUGAAGGUGAUGGAUGUCAAUGACAACCCACCACUCUUUGACCAGCAGGAAUACAAGCAGAGCAUCCCCGAGGUGGUGUACCCAGGCAGCUUUGUCCUGCAGGUGACAGCCCGUGACAAGGACCAAGGUCCCAAUGGGGAGGUACGGUACAGCAUCCUACACAGCCAGGACACCCACUCCAACUGGUUCACCAUUGACCCAGCCACAGGCAUCAUCACCACCGCUGCUUCUCUGGAUUAUGAGAAGGACCCCCAGCCCCAGCUGACAGUGCUGGCCAUGGACAGAGGGACACCUGUCCUCUCCUCCACGGCCGUGGUGCAUGUGGCCCUACAGGACGUCAACGAUAAUGAGCCUGUGUUCAGGAGCAACUUCUACAAUGUAUCCCUGAAGGAGAACACACCCGCUGGGACCUGCUUCCUACAGAUCACGGCCACGGAUGCAGACAGUGGCCCCUUCAGCUCCCUCUCCUACUCCAUCGGCUCAGGCAUUGGCAGCGUUGUUCCCACGCAGUUCAGCAUCGAUGAGCACACUGGGCAGCUGUGCACAGUGCAGGGCCUGGACCGCGACGAGGGGGCCACCACCUAUGACUUCACUGUCACUGCUGUCGAUGGGGGUGGUCUGAACUCCAUGGUGUACGUGAAGGUUUUCCUGGAGGAUGUGAACGAUAACCGUCCGGCGUUCUACCCGCUGGAGUACGCGGCCAGCAUCAGCACGCAGAGCAUGCCGGGCACAGCCGUGCUGCGCGUCAUGGCCCACGACAAGGACGAGGGCCCCCACGGGAAGGUGACGUACCACAUUGUCUCGGGGAACUCGCCCCCUCUCUUCUCUCUGCACAAGGACACAGGUGUUGUCUCCCUCUCGUGGUCCCUGAGUGGCAAAGCCAACACGCUGGUGCAGCUGGUGAUCUCAGCACGGGAUGGAGGGGGCCUGUCAGCCCAACCCAAUGCCCAAGUGAACAUCAGCAUCGUGGCUGGCACAGUCUCACCUCCUGUCUUUGAGCAGGCACAGUACUUCUUCACAGUGCCUGAGGACACACAGCAGGGGGCGAGUGUUGGGGCCGUCCGGGCCCAUAACCCCCCAGGUCACUCUGAUGACAUCUUUUAUUCCAUCUCCUCGGGAGAUCCCCAUGGCUAUUUCUUCAUUGACUCCAGCUUGGGACAGCUCCGCACCAGCCUCCCUCUCGACCAUGAGGUCCAGGCGGUUCUGGUUCUGGACGUGCAGGCCCGAAGUGGCUCGCCACCUGCCUACAGCAACACGCAGGUGAAGAUUUCCGUGUCAGACGUGAAUGACAAUGCGCCAGCCUUCCUGGCCCCUUCUGACUCCAUCCUGCUGCCAGAGGCCACAGAGGUGGGGGCCACUGUGUACACGCUGCAGGCGGAGGAUCGGGACAGUGGUGCCAACGGGCAGGUGCACUUUGAGCUGGUGUCAGGUGGGGACGGCAUCUUCAGCGUGGAGCGCUCCUCUGGGACAGUGCGUGUGGUGGGGGCGCUGCAGUACGAGGCCAGUGCCGCCUAUGGCCUAGCCAUAGUGGCACGGGACAGCGGUGUGCCCCAGCUCAGUGCCACCUUCACCCUGCUGGUGCAUGUGCAGGCAGAGCACGACCACGGGCCCAUCUUUGACACACUCACCUACCGUGUGGAGGUGCGGGAGGGCACGCCUGUCUCCACUCGCUUCCUGCAGGUGCGGGCCCUAGGCCGGGACUCUGGUGCCACGCCCCUCACUUACUACCUGCGUGCCGAUGGCGACGCCGCUAGCUUUGGCAUCGUGCCCGAGAGCGGCUGGCUCUAUGUCAAGAGUGCGUUGGACCGGGAGACGCGGGACCUGUACAUGCUGACAGUGCUGGCGUCUGCAGGCGCAGGCGGCACCAGCAGCGAGGCUAGGAAGACGGGCACCAGCACGGUGCGGGUCAGCAUCACUGACGAGAAUGACAACAGCCCCCGGUUCAGCGAGGAGCGCUACUUCUUCACCAUUCCCGAGAACCAGCCACCGGGCAGCAGGGUGGGCAGGGUGACAGCCAGUGACCGGGACACGGGGCAGAACAGCCGCCUCACCUACCGCCUCCUCCAGCAUGACCCCAACUUCCUCAUCCACAUGCAGUCUGGAGAGCUCACUGCCAAGCGCAGCCUGGACCGGGAGCACCAGUCAAGCUAUCAGCUGCUGGUGAUCGUGCAGGAUGGGGGGACGCCACCCCGCAGCGUCACGGGCACCGUCUAUGUCACCGUGUUGGAUGAGAAUGACAAUUUGCCGGCUUUCCUUCAUGUGCUGGGCGGGCGGGAGCUCCUGGUGCAGGUGCUGGAGGAGAAGCCAUCUGGGCUGCUGGUCGCCUCCCUGCAGGCCAAGGACCCAGACGAGGGUGAGAACGGGACCAUCUUCUACUCACUAACAGGGGCUUGGGCCGAGUGCUUCACACUGCACAUGGCCACGGGGGAGCUGCGUACAGCCACUGUGCUGCGCCGAACCGACCGGGCCGAGUACAUCUUCACUGUCACAGCCAGUGACCGGGGCACGGAGCCCCGCAGUACAGCAGCCACUGUCCGCAUCCAGGUGCUGCCAUCCUCCCGGGUGCUGCCACAGCCAGACGCCACAGUGGUUACACUGCACCCGGUAGAAGGGGUCAGACCCGGCUCAGUGAUUGGCUCGGUGGCGCCGCCUGAGGCCUCUGCACAGGGGCAUCUGACUUACACCCUGCUGGGGGGCGGUGGGGACGGCACCUUUGUGGUGGACAGCAUGACGGGGGAGAUCUACGCAGCACGGGAGCUGGACUACGAGGUGGGGGCACAGCACACGCUGCAUGUCAGCGCCGAGGACAUGCAGCGCGGCUACCCUGCCAGCCGGCUGGUGCUGGUGCAGAUCCAAGUGCAGGACUGUAACGACCAGGCGCCUGCCUUCCCAGAGGACCCCAUCACUAUCGUGGUGCCCGAGAACACCCAGGCCGGCACCUCCAUCUUCACCUUCCAGGCCCCAGAUGGAGACGGUGCUGGCCCCAACAGCCAGGUGUGCUACAGGCUGCUGCGCCAGGAGCCCCCCGGCUCCCACUUCCAGCUGGAUGCCCACUCUGGGCUGCUGACCCUCCAGCGGGGGCUGGACCGCGAGGCUGCCCCCUCCUUUCUGCUGGUGGUGGAGGCCACAGACCAGGCCCGCAACAUCAGCCAGCGCCGCUCCGCUGCCGUCACUGCCCGUGUCUUUGUGACAGACGAGAACGACAACGUGCCCAUCUUCCUCUCACCAGCCACCGUUAGCGUCAUGGAGGACCAGCCCACUGGCUUCAUGGUGCUGCAUGUGGUGGCACGGGAUGGGGACCUGGGCGAGAAUGGGCGGGUGAGCUACACGCUGCAGGCAGGCAACGCCGAGGGCCGGUUCCACCUGAACCCUAGCACAGGUGCCCUCUCCGUUGUGCGUGCUCUGAACCGGGAGGAGGCGUCCCAGCACAACCUGACAGUGGUGGCCAUGGACCAUGGCUUCCCGCGCCGCUCGUCCACGCAGCUGCUGACAGUGCUGGUGCUGGACGUUAAUGAUGAGGCACCUGCCUUCGAGAGGGCUGAGUAUGAGGCCAGUGUCAUGGAGAAUCUGCCAGCGGGCAGCCCCGUGCUGCAGCUGCUGGCCACAGACUGCGACCUGGGGGCCAAUGGGCGUGUGUCAUACGGGGGCCUCUCUGGGGGUCCCUUCUCCAUCCACCCACAGACUGGGCUUGUCACCACCAUGCACUCCCUGGACCGGGAGAGGCGGGAGCAGCACGUGCUAACAGUCUAUGCCCGGGACGGUGGCCUGCCCCCCAACCUGGCCAAAGUGACAGUGCGGAUCUUGGUGGGAGAUGAAAACGACCAUGCUCCGCGCUUCGAGAGCGAGUCCUGCUCCUUGGAGGUGCCCGAGAACCAGAGCCGCGUGGCACUCUACACCCUGCGGGCCACGGACUUGGAUGCGGGCGAGAACGGGCGCCUGGAGUACCAUGUGAUGGAUGGAGACCCUGCCCAGGAUUUCAGCCUGGACCCUGCUUCUGGUGUGUUCGCCACCUCGCGCAGCCUGGACCGAGAGCUGGUGGCCUCUUACCGGCUGACUGUGGUGGCACGAGACCACGGCACACCUCAGCGCAGUGCCACCAUGUCUCUGAGUGUGCGGGUGCUGGACCUCAAUGACAAUGCACCGCGCUUUGCACAGGCAGCCUACACUGUGGAGGUGCCUGAGGACCUGGCCGUCGGGGCACUGGUCCUGCAGCUGGUGGCACUGGACCCAGAUGAGGGCACCAACGGGCAGGUCUCCUACUACCUGGGCAAUGAGUCGCUGGGCAUGUUCCAGGUGGAACCGCAGAGCGGGCGCAUCACCAGUGCCCAGGCCCUGGACCGUGAGCGCCGCCCCACUUACAGCUUCCUGGCCAAAGCCGUGGACUCGGCACCCUGGGAGCCCAAGAGUGCAGUCGUGCGUGUCACAGUCACCGUGCGAGACGUCAACGACCAUGCGCCUGCCUUCCUGCACAGCCCGCUCUCUGUCAAUCUCUCCCGCCACACGCCACCUAAGCAGGUGGUGGCCACUAUGCGGGCUGAGGACAAAGAUGCAGGUGCCAACGCCUCCAUCCUGUACCGGUUUGCCACACCCAAUCCCAGCUUUGCCAUCAAUUCCUACACUGGCGCCAUCCAGUUGCUGCAGCCCCUAGGCUCUCUCAGCCAGCGGCAGCGCACCCUCUUCAUCCUGGCCACCGACUUGGGCCAACCAGCCCUCUCCUCCACUGGUGUGGUGGUGAUCUACCUGCAGGAAGAGAGCUACCGGGGCGUGCGCUUCCCCCGCAGCACCAGAGACGUGGCCAUACCUGAGAAUGCCGCCACAGGCACCGCGGUGGUGAGCAUCCAGGCCACACACGCAGGGGGCUCCUCAGGGCGCAUCACCUACAGCAUCGUGAGUGGCAAUGAGAAGAAUGCUUUCCUCAUCCAGCCCAGCUCAGGUGCCAUCUCGGUGCAGGACUCCAGCAGCCUGGACUUCGAAUCAAGCCCUCGGCUGCGCCUCGUGGUUCAAGCAGAGACUGCCACCUCCUUUGGCUUCAUGGCCGUGAACCUCAACCUGCAGGAUGUGAAUGACAACUUGCCACGCUUCCAGCUGCAGAACUACGUGGCCUUUAUCUGGGAGUCACAGAGCUACGACUCCCCCGUCAUACAGGUUUUGGCUGACGACCCGGAUCAGGGUGCAAAUGGUCAGGUGACCUACGCCAUCAACCAAUCGCUGCCCAUGAACGGGCUGUACCACAUUGAUGCCCAGAUGGGGACCAUCACCACUGCAGCCAUUCUGGACAGGGAGAUCUGGUCGCAGACCCGGCUGGUGGUGACAGCGAUGGACAGAGGGAACCCGCCCCUCAUCGGCUCAGCCACGCUGACCGUGGUGGUGAUGGACGUCAAUGAUAACAGCCCCACCAUCCCCCUGCCCUGGGAGGUGCGGGUGCCCGAGAACACCCUGCUGGGCACUGAGAUCACCCAGGUGACGGGGAACGACGUGGACUCAGGCCCAGCGCUCUCCUACACGCUGGUGCCGGAUGGGGGCGCAGCAGGAACCUUCAGCAUCCUGCGCUACGGGGGCCGCAUCGCCCUAACAGCGCCACUGGACUACGAGCAGUGCAGCCAUUAUGUCCUGACCAUCCGCUCCUCCGACUCCCGGCACGAGACUGAAGCCAACCUCACUGUCAUCGUGGAAGAUAUCAACGACAAUGCGCCCACCUUCAGCCAGGGCCACUACCAGGUGACAUUGCUGGAGCACACGCCAGCAGGCAGCACCAUCCUCACCGUCAGUGCCACAGACAGGGACUCUGGCAGCAAUGGGGAGCUCACCUACCGCCUGGCUGUGCCCAGCUCCGACGUCUCCAUCAACCCCAGCAACGGAACGCUGUUCACCUCCCGCCGGGUGGAGCUGGAUGCAAACCAGCCCACGCUGGACCUGGUGGUAGAGGUGCGUGACCACGGCUCUCCCAGCCUCUCGGCCUGGACCACAGUGCAGAUCCAGGUGCUGGAUGUGAAUGACCACAGCCCCACCUUCCAGCAGGCACACUACAAUGCCUGUGUCCCUGAGGACCUGCGCCCGGGCACCACCUUGCUGACGCUAGAGGCGGGUGACGCUGACCUGUCCCGGGAGAACGCCGGCUUUGACUACACCAUUGUCAGCGGCAACAGCGGCAAUGCCUUCCAGGUGGAGAGCCACAUGGGCUGGUCUCGAGGGCACCUGCGCACACAGGGAGCCCUGGUGCUGGUGGAGGCGCUGGACUUCGAAGCCGUCCCCAUCUACAACUUGACAGUGGCAGCCUCAGACCGGGGUGUGCCACAGUGCAGCACCACCGUGCCAGUGCUUGUCACCGUGCUGGAUGUCAACGACAACCCGCCAGUCUUUGCCCGGGCCGAGUACCACACAGCUGUGAGCGAGAGCACCCCCCCGGGCACCGAGCUGCUGCGGCUGGCGGCCCACGAUGCUGACUCGGGCCCCUAUGGCCAGGUGCACUACAGCAUCAGCUCCGGCGACCAGCGCAGGCUCUUCCAGCUGCAUGAGGCCACAGGCGCCCUGCGCCUGGCACAGUCCCUGGACCGAGAGACCCAGGCCCUGCACAGCCUGGUGGUGCAGGCCUCUGAUGGCCCCGGCGGGCACUUCGCCCUGGUGCCCAUCACCAUUGAAGUGAAGGACAUCAACGACAACAUACCCUACUUCCCGGUGGAGACACUGAGCGCCAGCGUGCGGGAGAACCUGCCGCCAGGCACCCUGAUCACCACUCUGCACGCCAUCGACGCCGACACUGGGGCCUUCGGGGAGCUGCGCUACGCUGUGCUGGAGCAGGCAGUGGGGGAGCUGGGACCCCCUGAGGGCAGGGAUGUCUUCUUCAUCAACCGGACCUCCGGGGAGCUGCGCUCCCGCCUCGCCUUUGACUACGAGCGUGCCAAGGCCUUCCAGCUGCUGGUGCAGGCCACGGACGCCGGCAACGCCUCAGCCACCGUCACCGUGCGGGUGCUGGUGACCGGCGAGGAUGAGUACAGUCCUGUCUUCCUGAGCCCGGACUUCAGCUUCGAGGUGCCUGAGGGCGCCCACAAGGGCCAGAGCAUUGGCCGAGUGCUGGCCACUGACGAGGAUGAGGGUGUGGACGGUGUGGUGCUCUACUCUUUAGCUAAGCCCUCACCGUACUUCGGGGUCAACCAGACCACCGGCACCAUCUACCUGCGCGUGGACAGCCAGCCACAGCCAGCAGGGCGGGCCAAGCGGGAGCCGCGGGAGAUGAGCCUGGAGGUGCAGGCCCGGAGCCCCCUUCCUUCCUCCCGCUCAGCCUCUGCUCAGGUCUCCAUCGACGUCACCCACACCUCCUUCGGCCUGGCGCCGGACCUCAACUUGCUGCUGGUGGUAGCUGUGGCUGCCUCCCUGGGUGUGGUGGUGGUGCUGGCCGCCGUGGCCAUCAUCCUGGUGCUGGUCCGCUCCCGGCACCAGCAGGGACACAAGAAGCCAGAGCAGGACUCGCAGCUCAACCGCAUGCAGAGUGGCUCCUUGCAGAAGCUAAGCCAUGAGGAGCCGGUGCUGCCCGGCAGUGACCGCAUCUACCACCAGGCCCUGCCAGGCUAUGGCAGCGAGUCGGCCGGACCCUACCCACGUGGCGGCUCCCUGGACCCCUCCCACUCCAGCGGGCGUGGCUCAGCCGAGGCAGCCGAGGACGAUGAGAUCCGGAUGAUUAACGAAUACCCACGUGUGGCCAGCAUCACCUCCUCCAUGCAGGAGCACAUCUCAGCCCGCGGCCCCGACUCAGGCAUCCAGCAGGACGCUGACCAGCUCUCUGACAUCUCCUGUGAGCCCACCACCCUGGAGAGCGCCCAGUGGUUCAAGAGCAAGAAGGGCUCCAGCCUGCUGCUGCCUGGGCAGCCGCCCCAUCUGUACCGCGAGGAUGGGGGCAGUAGCACCUUCCUGGGCGUGGGCUGCGGCCUGAGCGUCUCCUCCCACCCCAAGGACUACACCUUCCCCGAGGAUGGCAAGCCCUCUGUGGAGGGCUCCCUCACCGCCGUCGUGGCCAGCGAGGAGGAGCUCCGCGGCAGCUACAACUGGGAUUACCUGCUGAACUGGUGCCCCCAGUUCCAGCCCCUGGCCAGCGUCUUCACCGAGAUCGCCCGGCUCAAGGAUGAGAGCUCCCUGCGCAAGCCCUUCCAAGCCAAGCCCAAGGCAGAGCCCAAGCCCCGUAUUGAUCCUCCGCCCCUCAUCACCUCGGUGGCCCAUCCCGGGGCCAAGUCAGUGCCCCCCAAGCCAGCAGUGGGCAGGACCUUCCCGCACCUGUCCUCCCUGCGCCGCUCACCCAUCAGCCACGAGGGGUCCAUCUCCUCCUCGGCCAUGUCGCCCAGCUUCUCGCCCUCGCUGUCCCCACUGGCCGCCCGCUCCCCCGUGGUGUCGCCUUUUGGUGUCUCCCAGGGGCCCUCGGCCUCCGUCAUCAGCGCCGAGCACUCGCUGGAGCUCCCUGAGGAAGCUGAGCUCAGGAUUUAG